AUUUUGGUGGUAUAAUGAGAUUGGCUUAUAAAUAGUAAGAGGGUGUUUAACAUUCAGUGCAAUAGUUUCUUGAUUUUGUGAUAGAAAACAUGAAAUCCUUCUUUGCUUUUCUCCCUCUUUUCAUACCUCUCUUGAUUUUGAGCACCACCGAUGCAAGAAAAGAUGUGGACGAGUAUUGGAGAGGAGUGACGAAAGAUCAACCUCGGCCAGAAGCAAUACAAAAGCUUCUUCGAGCUUCUCCAGCCUCAUCUGCCUCUAAUAAGAAAACCGAUUGUCACAUGAGCAAGAAUGUGGAGCCGAGAUCUGAUAUUGGUCUGCAAACAAAGAAAACAUUGCAUGAGACGUACUCUCUUCAAAAGUUUGAGCCAGUACCUGAUGUCUCAAUCUACCAUAACGAUAUUGUUCUUGAAGCCGAGAAACCAUCGAAAUCAUUUUUCAAGGAAGAACAUGAGUCGAGACCUGACGCGACAAUUUACCACAAUGAUGUUGGUUUCAAAGCCAAAAAGCCAUUAGAUGAGAAAUCAUUUGUUAACAAUUUUGAACCAAGGCCUGAUUUGUCCAUAUACCAUAAUUAUGUAGGUUUUGAAGUAGCGAAGCCACCAAAAAAGAAAUCCUUUCUCAGUAACUUUGAAGGGAUAGAUGACGCUACAAUUUACCAAGAAUAAUUAAGAGAAGGAAAUUAUUACUCUGCAGUCAUGCAGUGUGGAAUUAAUCUUGCAUUUCAUGCAUUGAAAAUUAGGAUAAUUACUGAAGUUAUAUGGUUUAAAGUAGUUGGUGUGUGAUUUGUAACAUAUUUGAAUAAGCUGUCCUAUAAGCUCCUGUUGUGUUCAAGCUAUGUAAGAAAUUAGGGGUGAGUACUAUUUGGUUUGAACUAAAUAAAUCGAACUAAAGUAUCUUAAUUCGAUGAUUUAGUUUGAUUUUUAAAAUAA
This is a messenger RNA of Hevea brasiliensis (rubber tree), 929 nucleotides long. Its product is annotated as organ-specific protein P4-like. The record is from RefSeq and is a predicted model, not a curated record. The transcript is spliced from 2 exons. NCBI's taxonomy places the organism in Eukaryota, Viridiplantae, Streptophyta, Magnoliopsida, Malpighiales, Euphorbiaceae. The coding region runs from base 90 to 665 and encodes 191 amino acids.